Molecule: messenger RNA, 858 nt
Organism: Parastagonospora nodorum SN15
Lineage: Eukaryota; Fungi; Ascomycota; Dothideomycetes; Pleosporales; Phaeosphaeriaceae
Exons: 3
Coding region: 1-858 (285 amino acids)
Molecular function (GO): kinase activity
Source: RefSeq, a predicted model, not a curated record
AUGGCUGCAAAUACUACUAACGUCGUAUGCGUGGGCGCCGUCUACAUCGACACGAUAUGGACCGUCCCCUACUUCCCCCUCGAAGACACCAAACUCCGCGCCCAAAAAGUCAUUCGGCGCCGGGGCGGCAACACCGCAAACACGCUCGAAGUACUCUCAGACAUCCUAGCCCACGCGCCCACAGAGAAUGAGACCGAGCUCCACCUCAUCGCUAUCCUCCCAGAUGAGAAGUCACAGGAUACGGCACUCAUCCGCGCCUCCCUUCCAGGUGUAAACGUGGCAGGACUCUUCCGCGCGGGCCACCAGAAUGCCGCAUCCAGCAUGAUCAUCCAGAGUCGACGAGAUAACACGCGGACGAUUGUAAGCCAUGGGGGUGAUUUGCCUGAAGUCACUUGUGAGGAGUUUGUCAGUAAAUUUCGCGCCACUGUGCCUGAGACGCAGGUGAAGACUUGGGUGCACUUUGAGGGCCGUGUGCCUGCAGUUACGGCUGCUUGUGUGAAAGCGCUGAGGGCCAUGGAGAGUAGGGAGUGCAUGGUUAGUCUUGAGUGCGAGAAGCCUGAUCGAAAAGGGUUGGAAUUCGCUGCGGUGCUGGCUGAUGUGGUGUUCUUUUCGAGGUUGUGGGCACAGCAUGAGUGGGCCAAAGUUGAAGAUGUUUGGCGUCCACCCGGCGAUCCUGAAGCGCAAGUUGUCGAUACCGUCGGCGCAGGCGACACGUUCAUCGCCGGUAUGCUGUACGGCCUGAUCAACCAGCCCGACACUACUCUCUUAAGUAAGCUACAGUACGCUGUCCAAAUCGCCAGUCGAAAAGUAUAUCAAGACGGCUUCCAAGGUCUCGGCUCAGCCAUGCAUUCCGCCUAA